UUUACCUUGCUCUCUCUCUCUCUCUCUCGCUCUCACUCCUCAUCCUCCUCGUCGUCAUCAUCAUGCAGCAUGCUCUUCUGUUUCGCUUUGCUGUCGUUGGUCUCCGACGGGCCGGGAUACUUUACUGACGCGCCGUUGCAUAACCCCCUCCGCUGGGCAUUCAUCAUUGUGGAAUCUACGCAUCGCGGGAAGGGGGAGAGAUCCAUCGGUCAAGCGCCGUUGCCGCCGCCUCACUUUGCGAAUAGCUGCAUCCUGAGAUUCGCGACAGUCCCCUUGACGUAUCGAAUGCACCCAGCGCCUGCCUGUGACUCCUGGGAGCCGGGGCGGUUAACCCGCAUCUGCGACUCUCUCUCACCCGGCCACCGCCCGCAUCCGUCAGUGCGGAGCAGCAUCCAUGUGCCGCUUUCGCUUUACUGAGUAUAGCCACGUCUUCCCCGCAUUCCUGUAGGUAAUCCGUCGCCUCGCUGGUCUCUUUGGGAAAGCUUCUCCCAGGCACACAAGUCCGCGCGAGGGUGAACGCCUACAUGCUAGGAGAAAAGAAAAAAAGGGCGGGAAGAGUGGAAGUUGGAGAGCUAGAAUGCCCGGGGUAAAUUAGCAUAGAUACUCUGCGUCUCUAAUAGACACGAGUGACACUUGAAACGAGCUCCUAUGCC
Molecule: messenger RNA, 653 nt
Organism: Colletotrichum navitas
Lineage: Eukaryota; Fungi; Ascomycota; Sordariomycetes; Glomerellales; Glomerellaceae
Exons: 1
Coding region: 70-417 (115 amino acids)
Source: RefSeq, a predicted model, not a curated record